AUGAAUCCACCGAUUCCCGGAGACGCUCAGUUACUCCGAGACGAACUCAAGAAGAAAGAGGCGGAGUUUGAGGAGAGAGAGAAAGCUUACGUUUUCAAACCCAACGUGGGCGAGGAGGAGGAGACGGAGGAGUUCAGUGAGAGCCUCCAUCUUGAGCCCGGGGAGAAUGUUCUGGAGCUUCAGAUCUCCAAUGUGUCCCUGUCUCCCUCUGCUCUCCAAUCUCUAUCGGACCCAGAGCCCUACACCUUCUGGGCCUACACCCUCCACCUAUGUGACCUCCACUCCACCACUUUCGUGAGUGGCCGUUGCCCACGCUACAGCUUCACCUCUCGGUACGUGGUGCGGAUGGACCAGGCAUUUUUGGACUGUAUGAUCCAGAGCACGGUGACUGUGAAGAUGUACCAGGUUCCUGGGCUGGACCAGACGACCAGACGUCUGGCUUCGGGACAGAUCCGUCUGCAGCCUUUGACGGAGCAGGAGGGGAAAAUACAUGGGACCGUUCCUCUCAUUGGUGCUGCCCCCUGCUGGUGACGAGGAGGAGGAAUCGUCUCAUUUCUCUGAAGGACAGAUCCUGGCCUCCAGCUCUCAGUCCGACGACUCAGACCAGAUCUCAGACCACAUGGAGGGUACAGUCAAAACAUGCAUAUAGACACAGAGCAGAAUUAUCCCAGAAAGUAUUCUAAAUGUACAAUAUUGUUAAUAAUAUGAACUGCAAUAAAUAAGUGAAAUGAAGAAAGAAACACUUAGAAGUAGUUUGUAUCUGUAAUGAGUCAUUGUCAUAAUUCAACCCUCUACAGCUCAAAUCUAAUGGUAGUACAGAAAAAUACUCACCCCAGUACAAAGAAAAAGCACGAUAAAUAUUGGCCCCAAAAAUGAUUCUUGCAUCUGUUAUGUAUAAUAAAAAGACUGUUUUUAUCUAGGGUAUAUCUAUAUUUAUAUAUAAUUGCAAUCACUUUGGAUAAUUUAUUUCUAAUUGUAUUUAUGUGUGAUUUCCAGUUUAAAUUUUGAUCUAUAGUUACUCCUAAAAAUUUAUUUUCAAAGACUCUUUGUAGUGGUGUAUUAUUGAGCAUAAUUUGUACAUGAUUUUGUACUUUUCGCUUUGCAAAUAUCAUAAAUUGAGUUUUUUCUAUGUUUAGUGAUAAUUUAUUAAUAUCAAACCAGACUUUUAUUUUCUGCAGCUCCCUCUCCACCAUUUGAUAAAGUUGCCUUUGGUCUUCCCCUGAGCAGUAGAGGGUGGUAUCAUCUGUUCAAUAGUUAAAUUCCACUUACACAGAACAGAGCAGCUGAACUCUGCAUCACUUCAUGUUCUGUCAUGGAGCAGUUCACACGGUCAUGUCUGACAGGAGAACAGAGAAUGAGCUGUAAACUUGCUCAGUUUUGAACAAAGUUACUCUCUCUGUGUGCCUUUACAAUGAGCUGACUCUGGCUACAGAUCGUGUCUGUAUGAUACACAGCUAGAUCCAUUUGGAAUCAUCUGUCUCUGUACUUAAUACAAAUUCAAAAGGAGGAUAUUUUUAAAACUAAAUUAAAGCAAAUUAUACUUAAUAAAGAAAUUGUAAUUAAAUGUUCAAAUAUAUCGGGUGACAGACUUGUGACACACUUUUUUUUUAUCUGUAUGUGUAAACUGAAUGUGGUAAUAUUGUUUAUAUGUACAAUAAACUUCAUAA
Molecule: messenger RNA, 1667 nt
Organism: Boleophthalmus pectinirostris (great blue-spotted mudskipper)
Lineage: Eukaryota; Metazoa; Chordata; Actinopteri; Gobiiformes; Gobiidae
Product: protein fantom-like
Exons: 3
Coding region: 1-531 (176 amino acids)
Biological process (GO): retinal rod cell development; non-motile cilium assembly
Cellular component (GO): photoreceptor connecting cilium
Source: RefSeq, a predicted model, not a curated record